Artibeus jamaicensis (Jamaican fruit-eating bat) is the source of this 1021-nucleotide messenger RNA. It is a transcript of the gene PSMG1, whose product is annotated as proteasome assembly chaperone 1. Gene Ontology annotation, cellular component: endoplasmic reticulum. The coding region runs from base 26 to 892 and encodes 288 amino acids. The transcript has 7 exons. NCBI's taxonomy places the organism in Eukaryota, Metazoa, Chordata, Mammalia, Chiroptera, Phyllostomidae. Gene Ontology annotation, molecular function: proteasome binding. The record is from RefSeq and is a predicted model, not a curated record. Gene Ontology annotation, biological process: proteasome core complex assembly.
UAGUGGGGCAGGUGGGAGGGGCGUCAUGGCGGCCACGUUCUUCGGUGAGGUGGUUAAGGCACCGUGCCGAGCCGGGACGGAGGACGAGGAGGAAGAAGACGAGGGGAAAACGGAGUCGCCCGAAGAUAGGGAGGUCCGGCAGCAGUUGGCACGGAAGAGGGAGGUGCGGCUCCUUCGAAGACAAACAAAAACAUCCUUGGAAGUCUCUCUGCUGGAAAAAUAUCCAUGCUCCAAGUUUAUAAUUGCGGUUGGAAAUAAUGCAGUAGCAUUUUUGACAUCGUUUGUCAUGAAUUCAGGAGCCUGGGAAGAAGUUGGUUGUGCUAAACUCUGGAAUGAGUGGUGCAGAACGACAGACACUGUGCACCUCUCCCCCACAGAGGCUUUCUGUGUGUUUUAUCAUCUGAAAUCAAAUCCCUCGAUUCUACUUUGUCAGUGCAGUUGCUACGUGGCCGAAGACCAGCAGCACCAGUGGCUGGAAAAGGUUUUUGGCUCAUGUCCCAAGAAGAAUAUGCAAGUAACUAUCCUCACAAGUCGACACGUUACUGACUAUAAAACUUCAGAAUCUACCAGCAGCCUUCACUGUCCUUUCCUGAGAGCCCUGAAAACACAGAAUUUCAAAGAGCCUGCAUGCUGUUCGCUGCUGGAGCAGCCGAAUAUCGUGCACGACCUCCCUGCAGCAGUUCUAAGUUACUGUCAAGUGUGGAAACUCCCCGCCAUCCUGUACUUGUGUUACACUGACGUGAUGAAAUUAGACCUAAUCACAAUCGAAGCUUUUAAGCCUGUGCUUUCUUCCAGAAGCUUAAAAGGUUUGGUUAAGAACAUUCCCCAGAGCACAGAGAUACUGAAGAAGUUGGUGACGGCAGACGAGAUCCAGAGUAACAUUUACACGUGACUCCAGAUGGCUUGUCACUUGUGUCACACGUUCAGUAGUCCUUGGGGGCAGCUGCACUGUUCCAUGAGGUUCCUUUUCUUCCAGGACUAUUUUGAGGGUAUUAAAAACAAUAAAUUAAUUUUAAGUUCA